Messenger RNA from Ostertagia ostertagi, 1344 nucleotides. NCBI's taxonomy places the organism in Eukaryota, Metazoa, Nematoda, Chromadorea, Rhabditida, Trichostrongylidae. The record is from the annotation of a GenBank genome assembly.
AUGGUGCAGAUCCGUUGUCUGGCUUACCAUGCUGGCUUAUCAAACAAGUUGCGUGACGAUGUCCAGAAUCAGUGGAUGAAGAACGAAGUUCCUGUGAUAGCCGCUACAAUAGCGUUUGGAAUGGGUAUUGAUAAACCUGAUGUGAGGUUCGUUGUUCACUGGACAUGUCCGCAAAAUUUGGCCGCCUAUUACCAAGAAUCUGGAAGAGCUGGUCGAGAUGGUCAACGAAGUUAUUGUCGAAUCUACUAUAGCCUGUCCGAUAAGGAGUUUCUUCAUUUUCUAGUCAGAAGAGAUCUAGCCAUGCUCAAAGGGAAGAAAAUAUCGGAAACUGCCAAGAAGCAGCAGACAACAGCAAUACAACAUGGAUUAGAGAAGAUGGUUGACUACGCCGAAAUGGCUCAAUGCCGCCAUGUGUGCUUUGCGAAGUAUUUCGGUGAAACCGACUUACCACCAUGCCGAAUGCAUUGUGACUUUUGCAAAGAUCAGAACGGCACAAUCGCCAGAGCUUCCCAGUUUCAGACUGCGUGCUCCUCUACCAAAAUGAUGAAAGCGUCGAAAGGAAACUUUGAAAGUGGUGACCUUUAUGGUGGAGGCAAACGGGCACAUGAUGAUGACGACUAUGGAUGUAACAGCUCGGACGCUUGGGAGAGACUGGAGAAAGAAGAGGCGGCAAGAAUGCGCGAUGUUGUUCAUAGCGAAUUUGCGAAGCGUCGUAAGAUUGAGAGACAAAGAGAAGCAGAUCUCAAAGAGGUUUACAUUCCCAGCACCGAGUAUCCAAUCAAGGAACCCAAAGCUAAAACUAUCCCGAAUCUAGCGCCACAGGUACUGCUUGAUGUUUUGGUACCGAGUUCUUCUUGGGCACAUGAUGAUGACGACUAUGGAUGUAACAGCUCGGACGCUUGGGAGAGACUGGAGAAAGAAGAGGCGGCAAGAAUGCGCGAUGUUGUUCAUAGCGAAUUUGCGAAGCGUCGUAAGAUUGAGAGACAAAGAGAAGCAGAUCUCAAAGAGGUUUACAUUCCCAGCACCGAGUAUCCAAUCAAGGAACCCAAAGCUAAAACUAUCCCGAAUCUAGCGCCACAGCGAAGAGAAGAAAUGGUUCGUCUAAUAAGUCAAGCACUGGACGCUAAUUGGUUAUUGUUCGAACGCCCCUGUGAGACAACGGAAGCGGCCUCUUCGUUGGAAUGGUCAAUCUACAGGAAUGCAAAGACAUUGACAACUUACCAACAUAAAACCGUUGCUAAGGUCACUGAGAUCAAGAAAUUAACAAAGGAGUGUGAGCAGUAUAUGUUUGAACAAGAACUCGCGGCAACGUCGUCAACGUCGUUUGUGUCGGCUGUCACUAUG